Mytilus californianus (California mussel) is the source of this 7395-nucleotide messenger RNA. RefSeq names its product nonsense-mediated mRNA decay factor SMG7-like. The transcript is spliced from 25 exons. Gene Ontology annotation, cellular component: telomerase holoenzyme complex. The coding region runs from base 61 to 3801 and encodes 1246 amino acids. Gene Ontology annotation, biological process: nuclear-transcribed mRNA catabolic process, nonsense-mediated decay. Gene Ontology annotation, molecular function: telomeric repeat DNA binding; telomerase RNA binding; protein binding. Lineage: Eukaryota; Metazoa; Mollusca; Bivalvia; Mytilida; Mytilidae. The record is from RefSeq and is a predicted model, not a curated record.
GUGCAUUUCAGAAAAAGAUGGCGACAAGCUAGCGAACAACUAUUUUCGGUUUUGAAAAGUAUGAGUGCAGCAGCACAGGUUUUAAGACAAGCAGAAGCACUUAAAGCCAGUAUAUCAGAUUCUGCCAAAGGUAUCUCAGAAACAUGGGUCGCAAGACAAAGACUAGAAGAUUUAUACAAGAAGCUCCUUUUGAUGGAUUUAGAAUAUGCUUUGGAUAAAAAAGUAGAACAAGAACUGUGGAAUCAUGCUUUCAAGAACCACAUUAAUGAGUUGCAGUCACAAACUAAGGACAAACAAAAUGUCAAAAGAGGAGAAGUUCAGGCUACAUUAAAUUUGUUUUUAGAAACAGCAAGUGGAUUUUAUUUACAACUUUUACAGUUAAUUUGUACAACAUUUAAGUUAGAUCUGCCUUUUAGAAGGAAGUCAUCAUGCUUUGGUGUAAUGAAAGAAAAGAUACCUACAAAGAUAAAGAUCACACCUCCAAAGAAAAGUUCCUGUCUGUAUUUUUGUCAACACUGCUUAGUCCAUCUUGGGGACAUUGCAAGAUAUAGACAACAAAUAGAGCAAGCUCAGACAUACUACUGGCAUGCAGCUAAUCUAGUACCAUUUAAUGGACAACCUUAUAAUCAGCUUGCAAUAGUUGAAGCAGCCAGAGGUAACAAACUGUCUACUGUAUUUUAUUACAUCAGAAGUUUAGCUGUAAGACAUCCUUUCCCAGUAGCAGCAACUAAUCUGGAAAAGUUAUAUACUAAAAUAUCAAGAGACAUGUGUGACUUUAAAGGAAAAUUGUCUGUCAGUGAAAUGAUUACAGCUUUUCUACAGUUCCAAGCUUAUGUACAUCUCUGCAAUGAUCUUGACAAGGCAUCUUUCUUGAGUGAGAAACUUUUACAAGCUUUACCCGCUCAUGUGACUUCUCAGAGUUUCCCAUCACAUAUACUGGUGCAGAUUGUUGCUAUUAAUAUCUUUGCCAUGCAGCAUGCUAGACGACAGAUAGAUGGAGAGAAUGAUGAUUAUACUGCUGAACAAUUGACAUCAGAUGAAGAAAGGGCCUUUGAACUCAUGCUGCUAUUUACUAUUUCCAUAUUGGAUGUCCUGUUGCAGUACACACCUAAACAUGACCACAAGUUGCGAGAAUUUUUCACUCUACCAUCAGUCAAACUUUUGCUUGAUUGGUUUCGAUUGAAUCCAGUACAUUUAUCCAAUCCUAUUGUCAAAAUAUCAGGAUUAUGGAUAAAUCUUUGCAAAGUACUGAAUAAUAUUAAACCUCCACAAACAAAGAAAGAUGAGCCUAUUGAUCUUACUAAGUAUGAAGAAUUGCCAUUACCUGAAGAUACUGAACUCCGAUGUUUUCAGCCACUGGAAAAAGCACAUAGUUGCUAUAGCUACAGUAGACUACCGAGUGAUGGCCUUCCCCAGGAAAUUGAAUGCCACUUAAGAUGUCAGAGAAUUCUCAGCCAUGGUAGAUGGGUUGCUGAAGAACAUAGCAAUCUGAACCUAUUGGUAAUACAAAAUAUAAAGGCUCAACAUCUACAGUUUACAUCACCUGUUAUCCCAAACAAGUCACAUAUUGGUAUAAAUAAAAUUAUAUCUGCAUCCAGUCCUGAAAAGAAAUCUCGCCAAAAUGUUGCAAUACAGGCUAUUAUACAGAAACAGACUAAAGGCAAAGAUGAGACUAUAAAGCCUAACAAAUCUGAAGAAAAGAUAAAAAUAGUCACAACUACUAUAGACAAGUCAGUGGAAUCACAAUUAGGUCCUGCAUCUCCAAAAUAUUUACUUGGUACACCAACCAAUCAACCAGAAUUUAUGAAAACAACUACAUCAUCAAAACCAGCAAAUCCAAAUAUUCCUCCAAGACUUCAGCAACAACCACCAAGACUACAAAAACAAUUGCUAGCACAACAACAAGCUAGGCAACAGUCCCAAGAAAAACAGUUGUGGGAACCAGAUAAAGAUAGUCCAAAGCCUUCAUCUUCCAAUACAUCAUUUGAAGUCAUACGUCAGUCAUCAUCAGGUUCAUCCUUAUGGGAACCAGAAAACACUUCACAGAAAUGGGAAUCUGAUAAUGAUAUGACAUGGAAACCACAACAUGUAUGGGAUCCUGACUCAGACACAUCUCAAAGAAAGCCUAUUUCUCAACCACCCAAAUUGUGGGAACCUAAAACUGGCAAGUUCAAAAUCGUUGAGACUAAUGAUUCCCAGUCACAGAGAUCUAGUAAUAUACAUGCCUGGGCAAGUCCACAGCAAGAAGUGAGUCAACCUUUGCCUACACCUUCCUUCCCACCACCAUCUGGACAGGCAACAGCAGAAAGGCAGGCAGCACCCCAGCAACAAGGACAGACAACACAACCCUUCAAUCAGUUUAUGAUGUUUAGACCUGAUUUUAGGCAACCUCCUCCAAAUUUACCCCCUCCUCCACCUGGCCCUCCUGGGCAACUGCAGAGGAUGAUGGGUUAUCCACAACCACCAACACAAGGAGAAAGGUCAAAUAAAGGGGAAGAUCCAUUGAUGAGUUUGAGAGGUCCACCAGGAAAAGCUGCGGGCAGCAAUAUACCACUAGGCAGACCUCCUCCAAACAUGGAAAGUUUUCCUCCUCCAGGAAAGAUGGGUUUACAGACAAACUUUCCCCCUCCAGGAAAUAUUAAUCAAAAUCAAGGACAAGAUAAUCAAUUAGAUGUUGGUCCUCCUUCAAAGACAGACAAUAACCCUCACUCAAAAUUUCUGAACUUCACAAAUUUCCCUCCACCACCACCACCAAUGGCAGGACAACAAUAUGGAGGGAAGGAAAAUCCUAUGAUGUUUCCAACUCAACAAGGUAUCAAUUUUCCAAGGUUUACUGGGAAUCAACCUCCAAAGGAAGUAUACGGUAAUGGAACAGGACCAUUAGACAUGCUAAAUAAACACAGUGCUAGCGGUGAUCAGCCAAAUCAGCAAUUUCCUAAAAAUCUUUACAACUUCCCGCCAGCACCUGGUACUGAGAGGAUGAACCAUCCAAGUGGACCCAACAUACAUCAACCACCCCCUCAUCAGCAUCCUACUGGAACUCAGCCACCACCAAAUCAGCAUCCUCAUGGGGCUCAACCUCCACCAAACUUCAACAUGCUAAAUCCUAAUUUUCUUAGUUCUGGACGAUUCCCUGUACCUAGAGCAGGAUUCCCUCCACAAACUGAGACGCACAAAAUGAUGAAUGGAGAUAUUCAAGGCAAUGUGUCAACUCUGUCUCAUCUCACUAUACAGCCUCCGAAGAGUGGAGCAGAUCUCUUCCCAGUAUCUCCUAGGAUGAGUGCUAGUUUUCAAGGCCAUGCUGAGGGAACUCCCAAGCCAGACAGUGGGAAUUCUCCAUCAAGAAGCCCUCAUCAGCCAGCAGUAGAUGUUGAUGUCCCUGUCAUACAGACCAAACCAACAGUUACAACAUCUGCCCCUGUACAACAGGGAACCUACUCUCUCUUUAGUGGUACAACAUGGUCUGUCCCAUUGUCAUCAGCUGACACAAAAAGCAUUGGCUCAUCACCAUUCUCUUCAGAAUCCUCCAGUAUAAGGAAUUCUCCAGACGUAUCAGAGUCAUUCAGUGACAGUAAGAUUGGUCAUCCAAUGGACCUUGGUUUGAGAUUUGGUACACAGGAGGAUCAUUGGAGAGAGUUAGCCCAAGGGCAACAAGUAUUAGAGCAAAUGGCUAGCAAUGGACAAGGUGGCAAUUUUUUUCAAGGAAAUAUCCAGUCAAUUUGGUCGUCAUCAUCAUCUGGACCGUCACCACUUGAACGACUCCUUGAAAAACAGAAACAACGCCAAAAUGAUCCUCAUUGAAGGAAAUGUAAAUUCUUAUUUGGGAAAAAAUUCAGUGAUUGUGUAAAAAUAAUCACAAAUGCUAGAGUUGCUUAAUUACCAAGCGAAUCAACUUGAGCAGAUGUUAUAUUGGUUGCCUAGCAACUUGUAGUAAUGAAGAAAACAGUCAAGCAAACAUAUUCUUCAAUAUAAAAAAGAGUUAUGUCUCAUAAAGAUAAAGAAAAAUGCAAAGAAAAAGAAGCGAUCUCCCUGCAUAUUUGCAGGUUUUAAAAAAUUGCUUAAUGAUACAUUAUGCCACAAUGGUGUUAUAUAUAUAUAUAUAUGUGUGUGUGUAUUAUAGAAUUGUGAAAAUAUUUGUGUGAUAAUUUUUAAAAGACAGAUAUGUUCUAUAAAUAUGUAUCUCCUAAAUAAUGUUCAUUUCACAGACUGUAUAUUUCAAUAUUUUGUCUUUCAUAUUUGUAGUACACAAUAGUUAAAUGGUGGUCUAUGCAUGAAAUAAUUUAAUAUUAAUAAUCAGAAGAAGUUGUGAGAGAGAUGAACAUAGUAGAUCUUGCUUUUGUGUGUUUUGUAUAGACUUGACAAUGAUUAUAGUGAAUAUGAAGAAGUUUGUUGAAUUUCUAUAGUGGUCAGUUUAUUUAUUUUGUGUGAAAAAAUAUUUAUGUAAAAUGCAUUGCAGAUCUGAUAAACUUUAACAAGUGAUUCAUUUUAGCGGGUUUUCCACCUUUUUCUGGUUGUUUUUUUUCUAGACUGUUAUAUUUUUGCAGCUUUUAAAUAUUAUUGAAUGUGAAGUUUUUGUUAGAUGAUGGAAGUUAUGAAAAAGUUACAUAUUUUUGUAUUAGAUUACCAAAAUUCUAUGUCCAGCUUUUCAAAGAAUCUGAAAUGGUUUUUAUCACAUUAUAAUGUCCAGCUUCUCAAAAUACAUCUAAAAUAUUUAAUGUCACAUUCUAAUGUUAUUCACAGAACAUAAUGAAAAUAAUAUAACUAGUGAAAUUGUAAUUAAAUAUUUACAAGUUUUCUUGACCAAUUUUAGUUUGAAAAACAAUAACUCUGUGUAAUCACUGCUGUUUCUCCUCUUUUCGUUAUCCAUGACAAGAUGAAUUUGGCAGCAUAUUAAUGUUUGAUAGAUAUAUUCCAAAUAGAGAAAACUGUAAAAAAAGUUAAUUUUGUGGAUACUUGUUAGAUGCACAGAAAGGUACAUGUUAACAUUUGUUAUAUUAGAUAUGGUGUCCAUCGGCAGUGUUAACUUUUUCAAAAAACCUUUUCCUCUGGAACUACUGAACCAAAAGUUACCAAACUUUACCUUAAUGUAUCUGUGGGUGUAUUUAAUUUGUAAAUUGUAUCUAUUGAUUAAAUCAGGCGGCUGUUGAAAUAUCUUUGAAAAAUAUUUAGAGAUUGAGAAAAAUCAAAACCUCAAACGAGCAGAAUGUAAGAAUUUCAAUUUUAAAAAAUUUUUGCUACUAUCUUGGUAACAAUAAUAGAUAGAGAGAAACUUUAACAGCAGAAAUGAUCGUCAUGACUUUUUUUUCAUUUAUAAAAAGAAAUAAAUUUCAUAUAACUUUGGCUUUCAAAGGAAGAUUGCUGUGUGCAUGUUGAAAAAUGAAAAUUUAUUCCUAAAUGGUAUCAAAAAAACAAAAAAAUUAAAACAACACCUUAAAAUGUUCAUGUGUCCAAAGUGCUUUUCUAGAUAUACCUGCAUCAGGAACCCUCUAAGUCGAAUAUUUGAUAGCCAAGGAUGUAUAAGAACCAAAACAGUUGAAGAACUAUAUGACCAAAAGGACCUAAAAAAAUAGCCAAAUCCAUCUAAGGUCAAAUUUGCCCGAGGGAGUAUGAAACUGUUUUGAAAAUAUGUUAUGGUUUAUCUUGUCAUGGUUAUUACUGAAAAAGGAACUCUGUGAGCAUGGUUAGGCCAACUAAAAUUGAUUAGUAAAUUUUCAUCCAGCUUUUUGAAAAAAUGGGGCGGGUGAGAGGAUUUUUUUUAUUUUUUAUUUUCUCGGAAACCCUUUCGAAAUGCAAGGGUAAUAAUAAGCUUAUAUCAUUUAUCUUUUAAAUUCUGCAUACUUUUUCAAAUUCUAAAAUAAAUAUUUCUGAUUUGCAACCACUUAUUAUUGCUUUAGAAACCCAUUUUCUGUAAAAAGCAAAAAUGUGGAGACAUGCUCUCUUUUAGACUACCUACUUUCCAAGCUAUGGUUUGUAGUGCCCAUAAAAUGAAACAUAUGCAUUGGUAUUAAACACAAGUAUUAUGAUUACAGAGUAAAAUGAAAACUCAAACUGUGUUGAAAUUACUAGGGUUGAUGCUUUUAAGAUUCUUAAGUAAGGUGCAAUAAAUUUUAUUAACUAGAUGUAAACAUACAAUAUAAAACACGAACUUAACCAAAAGAAGUUUUUGGGUAAAUCUUGGUAUACGCUGGCUGACUUUUUGUACUCAAUACAUGUAUAUGGUCUUAAACAGUAAGUUGUAUUGCACAAGUUCCUGCUUAUGUCAAUUUCUUUUUUUUAACAAGAAGAUAAUGUAGUCAAUAAGAGCAGCAGAAUGUAUCGACUAAAUCAUUUUGGUUAAGUUACUGGCAGAAAUACGAAAACCGAAUUUUGCAACAGGAAGUUUUGAAUAAAAUGAAACUAUCCAGUAACGGAAAUGAACAAAAUCCGGAAAUAUUAAUUUUUUUAAAAUUAAAAAAAUCGGGGUUGGACUAUUUCAGGGGGGCGGGCAGAGGAUGAAAAUCUAUCAGUUAAUUUGAAUUGGCCUUAAUGGUAAAAAUGACAUGUGUAUGGUAUGUGAGCAUGGCUAAUGGUGAAAAUGAUUUGUGUUUGGUCUGUAAACAGGUUUAAAUAAUAAGAAGUGAGGAGCAAGGGUUUCAAUUUAAUGACUUUUAGAUGUUGAUAAUUUCCUCUGUAAUGGAAUUUUCAGUGAAUAUUUAUAACUUAGUCUUAUAUUGUCAUCUAUGUACAAGACUACUUUCGGAAAAGAAAAUUUGAUGUUUUAGGUUGGAAAAUUUAUUUAUUACAGAACAGGUUGCUUCAUUUUUUGAAAAUGAAGAAAAAAAAUAAAAAUAUUUUCCUUUAAAUAUGCAAAAUUGAGUUUUUUAAUCAUAAGGGCCAAGUUAGGGCUGUUAUCAUAGGGUGUCUUCUUUUGUAUUUUAAGAUAUGAUAAAGGAUUACUGUAAAAUUUGGUUUAAGGAGGAGGUAUAAUGAGGCCACUUUUUUUGGUCCCUUGAUUUGUAAAUAAUCUUAUAAUAAGUUGUCAGAUUUUCACAAUGCAUUAGUUUAUGAGAUAUCAGUAGUUAAAUACUUGAAUUUUGUCUUACUCUUUUACUUUAGGCCUUUAAACUUCUUUCAUGUAAAGAAAAUUGUUAAAUCUGCCAAAAAUUCAUCAUUUUGAGAGAAAAUGUAUUUCAAUUAAUAUUAAAAUGUGAGCAACUUUAUGAUAAAAUAUAAUUUGCCACAAGUUGUCUUUGAGGAUGAUAGGAUGAUAUGAGUAUAUUUUUUUAUGGUAAGGCUCAUAUUUAAUUUGACCAAAUAUUGAUAUUAAAUCAUCAUACUUGUUAAAAAUGUUUAUUAUUGAAGCAAUUUAUAUUUAAUUAUUGAUUAAAACUAACAUUUUUUGAAAGGAUUGAAGAA